Messenger RNA from Thalassophryne amazonica, 1993 nucleotides. RefSeq names its product pre-B-cell leukemia transcription factor 4 (gene pbx4). Gene Ontology annotation, biological process: neuron development; brain development; eye development. NCBI's taxonomy places the organism in Eukaryota, Metazoa, Chordata, Actinopteri, Batrachoidiformes, Batrachoididae. Gene Ontology annotation, molecular function: DNA-binding transcription factor activity, RNA polymerase II-specific; RNA polymerase II cis-regulatory region sequence-specific DNA binding. The coding region runs from base 631 to 1776 and encodes 381 amino acids. The record is from RefSeq and is a predicted model, not a curated record. The transcript has 9 exons. Gene Ontology annotation, cellular component: nucleus.
GCUUUCGGUUCUCUUUUGUCUUUUUUUUUUUUUUUUUUUUUAAGGCGCGAGCCGUGUGGCGGUCAGCAGCGCUCGCGCAGCCCAGAACAUCCCACAUAGUCGCGCGACGUCAACAACAAUGGCAAACCGCGGUCUGUUUUGGUGGCUGAAUACCGACUGGAGCUAGACGGCCAGGCUGCCCGUUCGAGUGUUUAGCUUUUCAGCACGAGUCAGUUCGUCUGUGGUUAUCUUUUUUUUUUAUGUAUAUCUAAAAAUUUUUCGGAAGAUGUGCGAGGCGCUGUCGGUGAGCUGCCACAGCCCGUGCAUGUGUAUCCCUGCUGCUCCUGCUCUGCUGCUAACCUAGCUGCUGCUCUCUCGGUGCUUAGCUAACAUUAGCCUGGCCGCCUUUAUCCACUUCAAGUGGGGGGAAGAAGAAGAAGAAGAAAAAAGAAACAAAGGGAAAACGCAUGCGUUUGUAGAGUCGUUACGUUUUUUAACAUUACUUCUUUUAAAAAGUACUUCUAAGCGUCUCUUCGUAUACGGUAAGAAGUGUAUGAUUUGUCGUGGGGAAUACUUUGCUGGCUAGCUAACAGGCUAGCUAUUUGUGUGUAUUCUUCGACUGAGGAAAACGGCGAGUUUUGUCUGAAAAGUAUGGAUGACCAGACCAGGAUGAUGACUGGUCUCACCGGACUCGGUGGACUAUCGCAAGCCGAUGUAGGUGACCCAGACUCUGUCAGGAAGCAGCAGUCCCUCGGUCAGCCUCAGCAAGACAUAGGGGAUAUCCUACAGCAAAUAAUGGCCAUCACCGACGAAAGCCUGGACGAGGCACAGGCCAGAUGCUGGCCAGAGGAAUCACCGGCGCGUUGGGGUGGAUCAGACGACCCCACAGAGGGAGGGAGAGCAGGGGGGGGCAUGGCAGGGGGUGACCUGCCACUCAACUUCCAGCACAGGAAGCAUGCCCUGAACUGCCACAGAAUGAAGCCGGCUCUCUUUAGUGUUCUCUGUGAGAUCAAAGAGAAGACAGUGCUGAGUAUACGAGGUGUGCAGGAAGAGGACCCACCAGAUCCCCAGAUCAUGCGAUUGGACAACAUGCUGUUAGCGGAGGGUGUGUCAGGACCGGAGAAGGGUGGAGGAUCAGCUGCCGCCGCUGCUGCUGCAGCAGCAGCUGGAGGCUCACCCACCGACAGCAGCAUCGAACACUCUGACUACAGAGCCAAGCUCGCUCAGAUCCGCCAGAUAUAUCACUCUGAGCUGGAGAAGUAUGAGCAGGCCUGCAGCGAGUUCACCAACCAUGUAAUGAACCUGCUGAGAGAGCAGUCUCGCACACGGCCCAUCUCUCCCAAAGAGAUCGAGCGCAUGGUGGCCAUCAUCCACCGCAAGUUCAGCUCCAUCCAGAUGCAGCUCAAACAGAGCACCUGCGAGGCCGUCAUGAUCCUGCGCUCACGUUUUCUUGACGCCAGACGUAAGAGGCGCAAUUUCAACAAGCAGGCCACAGAGGUGCUGAACGAGUAUUUCUACUCCCACCUGUCUAAUCCUUACCCCAGCGAGGAAGCCAAGGAGGAACUGGCCAAAAAGUGUGGGAUCACAGUGUCUCAGGUCUCUAAUUGGUUUGGCAACAAGAGAAUACGCUACAAGAAGAACAUUGGUAAGUUCCAGGAGGAAGCGAACCUCUACGCAGUUAAAACAGCGGUGGAUGCUGCCAAUGUGUCUGCGCAGGCUAGCCAGGCUAACUCUCCAGCCACGCCCAACUCAGGUGGAUACCCUGCACCGUGCUACACACCUGACGGGCGGCUAUGAGGAGCUGUCGGGUAGCGGCCUCUACACCCGUCAUCUCCUGGAUGCUAACAGCUGGCAGGACACCGCCACCCCCGCCUCUGUCACCUCCCCUCUCGCCCCCCCUGGCAGCGUCCACUCUGACACCUCUAACUAAUCCGGUGGCUUCCCGUGCCAUCACUCCUCCCUGCUGUGGUCUACCCACACUACCAUCCUCUGCUGUCCACCCCCCCCCCCCCCC